Molecule: messenger RNA, 726 nt
Organism: Fusarium pseudograminearum CS3096
Lineage: Eukaryota; Fungi; Ascomycota; Sordariomycetes; Hypocreales; Nectriaceae
Exons: 2
Coding region: 1-726 (241 amino acids)
Source: RefSeq, a predicted model, not a curated record
AUGCAGACCUUAGCUCAACGAAGCAGCAACACGGGCUACCCGAUAUACCUUUUUACUACACCAACAGCCGACCAGAACAAGUUUUGGAAAAGAACUGUCGACGUCAUCGGACACUGGGCUAUAUGCAUCAAUGGCUACUGCUACGAGCUGGCCAGAGUUAAGUCAUCUGAGAAAAACCAACGCGCGUACUCGACACGAUAUUUACCUGAGGACGAAUGGAAAAGGGUGAAGCGCGAAGAAGGCAGACGAAUCACAGAACGAGACCCGCUGGGCUAUACUGCAAGGCCAUGGACUCACGAGGAUAUAAAGUACAUGUCCGAAUUGAUUUGGAACGGUCCGCUCCAAACACAAUACAACGUCGUUAGAAAGAAUUGCCAAGACUUUGUCCGCCUUCUCGUCGACCUUGUCGGCAAUAAUGCGGUCAAGAUCACUUUCCCGGCCUUGUUAACGAAAAGGGCCAAAGAGGCUGGUAUUGCCCGUGAUCUGACAUACUUCACCCUGGCUGGUGCUGCCAUUGGUGGCGGUUCAGUCAUUGCAGGCGUGAGCCUUUUUUUUACACCAGGAGAUUUGACAGGAGUAAUGGGCACUUGUUGUGUUGCUGCUGGGAGCGUGGCUUUAGAAGCGACAAAAGAACUCUGGGAGGGUCGAAUUAAUAGGGAGGAAUAUAUAGAGAAGAGCCAGGCUGAGUUGAGGAUGCAGCUUGUACGGGAAGGAUUUCUUUCGUAA